GACAGUGCAACAGUAGUCUCCACUCCACAGCACUUCUACUGAGCUCCAGCACUGAGAGAAAGAGAGAGAGCAUCUGAGUAAGAAACAGUGAGGGAGUCAGCUCAACUGAUUGAGAAAGAAGGAGAUAUAAGAAGAUAUAAACAUCAAUAUACAUUUAGAAAGAAGAGACGGAUAGAGAGCUAUAGCAAGCCGCCUGUGGAGGAGCCAGGAGCCUGGGGAUGCAGAGGGAUUGCAGGAGGAGCUGCUGAAUGUAGCAGCAGUCCAGGCAGACAGACAACACACACACAUCCCAGGGAGGGACUGUUGGCUCUGCCUCUAGUGGAGGAUGAAGAAGCACUCGGCCAGAGUGGCUCCUCUCAGCUCCUACAGCUCCCAGGUCCUCACCUGCCCCAUCUCCGAAGGAGAGGAGGGUUCUGAGUCUCAUGCGGACACACCAGGCAGUGAGGCCAGUGGAGAGGGGACAUCGUACCAGACGUGUGCUAACACAGUGCUGAAGGUGCUGGGGGGCAUCCUAUUGGUCCUAUGUGUCUCCUCCUCUUGGGUGGGCACCACUCAGCUGGUCCAGCUCACCUUCAAGUCCUUCUCCUGUCCCUUCUUUGUCUCCUGGUUCAGCACCAACUGGAACAUCCUCCUCUUCCCUCUGUACUACGGAGGCCAUGUGGUCACCACCCGGGACAAGCAGACGCCUAUACAGAGAUUCAGAGAGUGCAGCAGGCUUUUCGGGGAAGAUGGGAUGACCCUUAAGCUGUUCCUGAAGAGGACAGCCCCCUUCUCCAUCCUGUGGACCCUGACUAACUACCUGUACCUGCUGGCCCUGAGGAAGCUGACCGCCACCGACGUCUCAGCCCUCUACUGCUGCCACAAGGCCUUCGUCUUCCUGCUGUCCUGGAUCGUCCUGAAGGACCGCUUCAUGGGUGUACGGAUUGUGGCAGCCAUAAUGGCCAUCACAGGCAUCGUCAUGAUGGCAUACGCAGAUGGUUUCCAUGGGGACUCCAUCAUAGGCGUGGCCUUGGCUGUGGGCUCUGCCUCCACAUCGGCUCUCUACAAGGUGCUGUUUAAGAUGUUCCUGGGCAGUGCCAACCUGGGUGAGGUGGCUCACUUCCUUUCCACCAUGGGCGUCUUCAAUCUUAUCUUCAUCUCCUUCAUCCCCCUCAUCCUCUACUUCACCAAAGUGGAGCACUGGGGCUCUCUGUCCUCGCUGCCCUGGGGAUACCUGUGUGGCCUGGCCGGGCUCUGGCUGGUGUUCAAUAUCCUGGUUAAUGUUGGUGUGGUGCUUACGUACCCCAUCCUCAUCUCUAUAGGGACACUGCUCAGUGUGCCCGGAAAUGCAGCGGUAGAUGUGUUGAAACAUGAGGUUAUCUUCAGUGUGGUGCGUCUGGCUGCCACCUGCAUCAUCUGCCUGGGCUUCCUGCUGCUGCUGCUUCCUGAGGAGUGGGACUCCGUCACUCUGCGCUUCCUCGCCGCCUUCGCAGACAAGAAGUCUGAGGAGCAUGGCGAGGAGCUGACCGAGUCCAGCAUCCACACACGCAGCCGCAGCCGAGCCAAUGGCACAGUCUCAAUCCCUAUGGCAUGAUCCCAUGAUCCUCCACUGCCCCAUCCCAUCACCAACCCCCAUCCUCGCACGUUUCUACAUGUCCCAUCAGGGAAGCGUGGCGAGAUUACUCUGGUGCUGACUACAGACCAGGAAGUCCAAAAUCAGGAGAACAGGAAGUGUAUCUAGGACUGAGAGAAACUAUCAAAGCUCUGUCACUUUCCCCAGGAACUACUGGGGAGUGAAAAGAGAACAUUUACUGCUGAGUUUGCUGAGCAGAAAGUUGGAAAGUGUUAUUUACUUUCUUGAACUCCUUGCCACGCCCAUUCUUGCCCGUCACACGCCCCUAGACCAGUGUUUCCCAACUCCGGUCCUCCAGUACCCCCAACAGUACAUAUUUGUGUUGUGGCCCCGGACAAGCACAUCUAAUCAUCUAGCCCUUGCCACGUUGAAUCAGUUGUUUUUGUCCGGGGCUUCAACAAAAAUGUGUGCUGUUGGGGGCACUGAAGGACCGGAGUUGUGAAACACUGCCCUAGACCAGGUAAACCCAACCUUGAACCUGCUCCACGGACUGUAUUCUGUGAAUAUAAAUAUUGAAAGGGCCAGUUUGGCUCAAUCUUAUAUGUAUUUAUUGAAUUUACUCAGAGGUGUAUCAAUAUAGUAUUUACAUUUUACUUCUUAUAUAGUAUUAUGUACAGGAAUGGGUUGGGAAAUACAGUUCCUUUAGAAAGUAUUCACACCCCUUGACUUUUUCCACAUUUUGUUGUGUUA
Coregonus clupeaformis (lake whitefish) is the source of this 2302-nucleotide messenger RNA. RefSeq names its product solute carrier family 35 member F4-like. The record is from RefSeq and is a predicted model, not a curated record. Lineage: Eukaryota; Metazoa; Chordata; Actinopteri; Salmoniformes; Salmonidae. The transcript is spliced from 7 exons. Gene Ontology annotation, cellular component: membrane. The coding region runs from base 326 to 1573 and encodes 415 amino acids.